GCAGUAAGUACAUUGUCUGCAGGGGGGUUGUUAGUCCCAGCUGCCUAGUCCGGUUGCCUAUAUCAUACCCCAGAUCCCAUACUCAUCACCCUCAGCCUUGGCUACCAAAUACAGUACCAGGGAGUCCUUCUACUUCACCAUGGCCACUGCGUCAAUUACUCGCUUCCUUCGCGGCCUUCAUCUCACCCCACGUCUUCACCAAAUCCACCACACCUCUUCUGCCACCGCCUUUGCGCCCAACACUUCACAUCAUCACUUCACUCUCCUGCGCCGCCUUCGUGCAUCAAAAGAAACCACCUCGAAAUCAGACGAAGCACCAACCCUCACAGAAACACCACCACAUGAUGACAACGACACUCUACGCCUCCUGAACACCAUGGCCGGACAAGGUCCCACGUCGCUCAUAGUCCAAGGCGUCCUCUUCGACCCUGUCACCUCGCUGGGCGAUAUUGAACGGCACUUCUCGGCCUCGGAAGGAUAUCUGAGCGCUACGGUUUCGGGAACAAGAGCUGAGAGGCGCGGACGAAUUAUCCAAGACUUUGUUUUCCACUUCGCUACCGCCGCAGAUGCGGCAAACUCACUUAGCACACACCCCGAAAUCUCUAUCGCCGGUCGAUCUUAUCCUGUUGCUUCUCACGAUGGCGAUUUUGGUGAUCCUCGAUAUCAUGUCACGGAACCUGCUCGAGAUUCUGAUACGGCACCUCGCAAGCGUGCGAAAACGAUGCCAAUGACAGGCAUGACAGUUUGCAAAAUCUGCUUUUGUGAAUUCCCCAACAAUGAGCCCUUUUCGACACCUUGCAGACGAUGCAAAGAACCAUGUUGUUACACCUGUCUCAAAGAGGAUUUCCAGCAUGCUAUGAACGACAUGACACGGUUCCCUGUCAAAUGUUGUAGCACAGUCGUACACCACGAGGUUGCUCGAGGUAUCUUGUCCGCAGCCGAGCUCGAAAUCUACAAAUCCAAAAUGGACGAAGUGAACGACGUGAACCCGCUUUACUGCCCGAUCCCAACCUGCUCAACUUUCAUACCUCGUCGCAUGUUCAAGGCGGACGCCACCAGAGUCAACUGCCACGUCUGCCAGGCUUCCAUCUGUCUGAAAUGUAAGCAGCUCGCCGCGGAGGACCACACCUGCGCAAAAGAUGCUGGGCGGGAAUUCAUCAUCGACACAUUCGAUUACAGACCCUGUCCAAGAUGUGGUACCGGCGUAAUGAGAAUGUAUGGUUGCGAUCAUAUCAGAUGCCCUUGUGGUGCGCAUUUUUGCUGGGAGUGUGGUCGAGCCAUUAAGGUAUGUCGAUCGAAGCCCUGCAGCGCUGCUCGAGAGGACGGCGAGGAGUCUCAAGGGGAAGAGGAGGGCGAUGUCGAGUCUGAAAAUGAACCACGGGAAUCCAUCGAACAACCAGAAAUAGUCGAACCAAUCAAUGCGGAUGAAACACAACAACAGGUUGACCCUGUCCCGACUACUGGAGACAGGACUGUCGACGAUACCCACGCACCUGGCAUGGCGGCGCUUCUCACAGCCAUGGAAAUGCAGAGUGCGAACCUGAACCGCUUGGGUGAGCUGGUGGCACAGAUUGGUGGGAGUUCAGGAACCGAGUUUACAGCUGGCCCCCUUGCGCUUUACUCUGUCGAUCCUGCGGAAGUCGACCUUGUCCAGGCAGCCUCCACACUUAUCGGCAGCACUCCAGUGUCUGCCCCUGCUGAGGCAAAUGAGGCUGAGGCGGUACCUACCGUUACUGCUCCUGCAAACUUGGACGAUCCUCACGAGAUUGACUGGGAAGUGCAGUCCGUUGAUUUUGGAGAGGAGCCAACUGAUGAGAAUUGGGAUGUCUGGGGCUGCACCCAUCACUUUCGCGAACUUGACAGGGAAGAAGUUCCGAAGCGCUGGCUCGUUGGAGUCGAUCCAUUGAAAGAUGAGAUCGUCGAGGUUGAAUGUAUGACUUGUUUCCAGAAGGCGAGGCUCUCGGAUGGAAGUUCGGCAAACAAGAAGAACGAAGGCCACGGCAAGAUCAGCGUCCAGGUUGAGACCUCCGCCGUCAACAAGUCUCCAGAAAGAGAGGUUGCCAAAGAGAAGCAGGCCUUCGAAUGUUCACGUUGCGGCGUCAUCAACUGUCGGUCCUGCAAGAACGCGGCGCGGAGACGAAUCAAGAAGCAACGACAAGCUACUGAUGGCUGGAUCGACUGAGAAAUUGAUGUUCGAAGAAGAAGACAAUGAAGAUGUCGGGACGCCCGCGAGGCGCGAAAGUGUGCUGUGUAUCAUUUUGAGCGGGCAGGAGUCUAUGAGCCAACGAGUCACCGGAUGAUUGGGCGUGCCUCUUUGGGAUGGCGGCCUUCAAGAGGCUGAUUGACGUUAGGAGUAGAUCAAUUACCAACACUCAGUAUGAGUAGAUUUGCAACAACGGCGUCCGUGAUCAUCAGCAGACUGGAU
This is a messenger RNA of Exophiala viscosa, 2425 nucleotides long. RefSeq lists its product as uncharacterized. Gene Ontology annotation, cellular component: cytoplasm; ubiquitin ligase complex. The record is from RefSeq and is a predicted model, not a curated record. Gene Ontology annotation, biological process: positive regulation of proteasomal ubiquitin-dependent protein catabolic process; protein polyubiquitination; ubiquitin-dependent protein catabolic process. Gene Ontology annotation, molecular function: zinc ion binding; ubiquitin conjugating enzyme binding; ubiquitin protein ligase activity. Lineage: Eukaryota; Fungi; Ascomycota; Eurotiomycetes; Chaetothyriales; Herpotrichiellaceae. The coding region runs from base 140 to 2182 and encodes 680 amino acids. The transcript is spliced from 2 exons.